AAUAUGUAUUUUAAUUUUGACAGAAUGAGAGGUAUCCCAGAUGAAUAAGUUUCUUUCCUAAAAUAGAGAGAUUUUGAAAGAUUUCCAACCACCAGUCAGACACGGAGCAGGGAUGUCGAGUUGAUUGUCAGAGCCAGAAUCGUGAUCAAUGUAGAAUUUUUAUGUGGUACUUUGGUGAAAUAUUUAAUUUUUCUAAAAAAAGGGACUGACAUUCACAGAUAUGUCAAAGAAGGAGAAUAGAUUACCUAGAUGGUACUUUGGAGGACUUGCAUCAGCAGGAGCAGCCUGUUGCACACAUCCCUUAGAUUUAAUAAAAGUUCAUUUACAAACUCAACAAGGUGGAAAAGCUUCAAUCAUACAACUAACAAAAGAUAUUGUGAAAAAGCAAGGUGUUCUUGCACUUUACACUGGAUUAUCGGCCUCGUUAUGUAGACAACUUACAUACUCCACUACACGAUUUGGAAUGUAUGAAGUAGCUAAGCAAAAUAUGAACAGUGACUCAUUCUAUUCCAAAGUUGCGAUAGCAGGAAUAGCUGGAGCUGCAGGUGGCUUCGUUGGUACACCAGCGGAUAUGGUGAAUGUCAGAAUGCAAAAUGAUAUCAAGUUGCCAAAAGAAAAACGACGAAAUUACAAACAUGCAAUAGACGGACUUGUUAGGGUAUAUAGAGAAGAAGGGCUUCGAAGGUUAUUUUCCGGAGCUUCAACUGCAUCUUCAAGGGCUAUACUGAUGACAAUAGGACAGUUGUCGUUUUAUGACCAAAUUAAAAUAAUGUUAAUACGAAGCGGCUUGUUUAAUGACAACCUGACAGCACAUUUUUUGUCAAGUCUAAGUGCAGGUGCCAUUGCAACAUCUCUAACUCAGCCUCUAGACGUUUUAAAAACCAGGUCAAUGAAUGCUAAGCCUGGUGAGUUUAAAAACUUAGGGGCAAUAAUCGUUUACACUGCCAAAUUGGGCCCUUUAGGGUUUUUUAAAGGCUACAUUCCAGCUUUCAUACGACUGGCGCCACAAACGAUCUUAACGUUUGUCUUUUUAGAACAACUUAGGUUGAACUUUGGAUAUUUUCCCCCGCAAGUUCAACUUAAUUAGAUAAAAAUUGUUUUAUUUUUUUUAUCUUGUUACCAAUUUUAGUCCUGUUAUGUUUUUAAAAUUUUAUGGUGCUGAUUGUUUUUAUUAUGGGCUAGUUGAUAUUAGAGAAACUUAUUUGACAAUAAUAUUCAAAGACAACUUGCUUUUAUUUUGCAUUUAUGUGAAUUAUUCAGGUGAUAUAUUUAAAUAUUUUUAGAGCAUUUUAUUUUUUGUUUUUUGUUAGGACAGUAUGUUUACAAAAUAUCAUUCCUGUUACCAUUCUUAGGCCAAAGGCCGAUACGUGUUGAAGAAUCUCUUGUAGUGUUUUGUAACUGCAGCUUGUCAAGUCUAGAUGAGGUUAUAAGAUUUUAUUUUCGGCAAUAAAACUUUUUUAAUCAUUGUA
Molecule: messenger RNA, 1469 nt
Organism: Leptinotarsa decemlineata (Colorado potato beetle)
Lineage: Eukaryota; Metazoa; Arthropoda; Insecta; Coleoptera; Chrysomelidae
Product: Dicarboxylate carrier 1
Biological process (GO): transmembrane transport
Source: RefSeq, a predicted model, not a curated record